AUUCUAGAGACAAUCAGUCUUUGGAGGAGGAUCUAGGUAUAGAGAUCUGCAUGUCACUUCCUGGUCUGACCAUGGCCUGUACGGAAUUAUCACAAACAUUACAAGCAUUGUCAGAACGAGCCAAAGCUGGAACAGAGUUCAUACAACACAUCCGAGGCAUGUCAGAAAAAGUCCAUGGUAACUCAGUGGACUUUGAGGCAGUAGUGGUGGCACAAUGUGACGCUCUGAUCGAGGCCAUCAAGUAUCGCAAACAAGAACUUCUUGAGAGUGUGGCCCAGGAAAAGGACUUGAAGACCCGUGUACUUAAGGACCAGGUGUCACACUGCACAAGUCUGCUGCAACGCACCACAGGGUUACUGCACUUCUGUAUAGAGGUUCUAAAGGAGAGUGAUGCUGCCUCGUUCCUUCAGGUGUCCAGUGGAUUGCUGAGCAGGGUCUCUGUCGCAGAUGAAAACUUUAACAAGGAAAUGGAGUUCAUCCCUAGAAUUUCCCCGGAGUUUGAGCUCACUCUUGACAACAAAUCUGUUCUCCAUGCCAUACAAACUAUGAAUUUUUUCCAAAUGAAAGAGGGUGUCGUUGCGCCAAACAAACCUAUGAUCCUCCCAGGGAGCUGUAGUGCAGAGAACAACAGUGUGACCAUCGCCUGGCAACCACACAUCGGCAACGUUGUAGAGAAUUAUUCCCUGGAACUGGACGAUGGCAAUGGAGGGGACUUUAGGGUGGUGUAUGUUGGAAGAGAAACAAUCUGUACUGUCGAUGGUCUCCACUUCAACAGUACAUACUUCGCCCGUGUAAAGGCUAGCAACCAUGCUGGUGACAGUGAUUACAGUGAGCCAAUCAGUUUACAGACAGCAGAAGUUGCCUGGUUUCAGUUUGAUCCAUCUGCUUCACAUCCAGACAUCAUUUUUUCCAAUGAAAACUUGACUGCCACUUGUAACAGUUUUGACCACCGCGUCGUCCUUGGAAGUACAGGGUUCUCAAAAGGUGUCCACUACUGGGAGAUUGUCAUCGAUCGUUACGACAACCACACAGAUCCAGCUGUGGGCAUUGCACGAUUUGACAUUGACAAAAUGAUGAUGCUUGGAAAGGAUGACAAGGGCUGGGGUAUGUACAUUGAUGACAGCCGUAGCUGGUUCAUGCAUCAUGAUAGCCAUAAUGACCGAACAGAGGGUGGCAUCAAAUGUGGCAGUGUUAUAGGUGUCUUACUUGACCUUGACAAACGCAUGCUUAGUUACUUUGUUGAUGAAGAACCUCACGGACCCAUUGCUUUCACCAGUCUUCUUGGCGUCUUCUUCCCAGCAAUCAGCAUCAACAGAAAUGUGCAGGUGACACUGCGGACUGGUAUUGAACCCCCAGUCGAAAGUGACCACGAAGAAGAUUCCUCAUAGGUCAUCAAGAAUCUCGAAAACCUCAUGAUCUCCUUUCUCCGUCAAAAGUGCAUGUCCUGUGACAAAAUGUCUUUGAGGAAAAAUUUACCAGCUUUUAUCAAGGAAUCAAAGUUACCGUGCUACUUAAAAGAUUUCAGUUCAAUCCUUGAGUUCUGUGAUGGAUGUGUUGAUCAACCUAGGCCUUUGCUUGAACAUUACUACUAUGUUAUUACAUGCAGGAAAUAGAAGAUAUAUCAAAAAUAGAGAACAAGAAUCGUAGCAAUAACCAUCAGGUCUACAUUUAUUGUUCUACCAGACUUACUGACCUGUCAGAUGUGUACUGACAACAUGACAGAAUCAAAGGCAGGAGGUUUUAUGUAUGUGACCUGAAGACAUGAUGGCUACCUUGUUAGUGCUUAACUAGUAUAACACAAUAUUUCAUGAUAAAGGUAAAGGGAGAUAACUGCAAUAAGGAACAGCACAGACUUUUUGACUUAAAAUCAACAGUUUUCUUUCAACAAACAUUUUUCAGAUGAUUCAUUUUUAAUGUGUUUAUCUUUGCAGUAUUAGAAAUAUUCAUCACUAUGCAAAGACCUACACUCAGCAUUCAUGUACAUUAUUAAACAAACCAAAUUUUUUUCAUUUUUCUAGUCAACGUUUU
Messenger RNA from Ylistrum balloti, 2028 nucleotides. RefSeq names its product E3 ubiquitin-protein ligase TRIM9-like. The transcript is spliced from 9 exons. The record is from RefSeq and is a predicted model, not a curated record. The annotation marks the transcript as partial. Gene Ontology annotation, molecular function: protein binding. NCBI's taxonomy places the organism in Eukaryota, Metazoa, Mollusca, Bivalvia, Pectinida, Pectinidae.